AUGGUUUUGGAAGUGCUGAACCCAAGGCAUUAUAACAUCACCAGCAUGGUGACCGAAGUUGCGCCUGUUGCCAGCAUUGCAAUCCUGCUGCUCACUGGCUUUCUUCUCUUGGUUUGGAAUUAUGAGGACACAUCCUCAAUACCAGGUCCUGGCUAUUUUCUGGGAAUUGGGCCCCUCAUUUCCCACUGCAGGUUCCUCUGGAUGGGGAUCGGCAGUACCUGCAAUUACUACAACAAGACGUAUGGUGAAUUCGUGAGAGUCUGGAUAUGUGGAGAGGAAACCCUCAUUAUUAGCAAGUCUUCGAGUAUGUUCCACAUAAUGAAGCACAGUCACUACACAUCCCGAUUCGGCAGCAAACUUGGGUUGCAGUGCAUCGGCAUGCAUGAGAAAGGCAUCAUAUUUAACAAUAAUCCAGCACUCUGGAAAGCCGUUCGACCUUUCUUUACAAAAGCUUUGUCUGGCCCCGGCCUGGUGCGCAUGGUGACCGUCUGUGCUGAUUCCAUCACCAAGCAUCUGGACAGGCUGGAGGAGGUCCGCAACGAGUUGGGCUAUGUGGAUGUGUUGACCCUCAUGCGGCGCAUCAUGCUGGACACCUCUAACAAGCUCUUCCUGGGGAUCCCCUUGGACGAAAGGGCCAUCGUGGUUAAAAUCCAGGGUUAUUUUGAUGCAUGGCAAGCUCUCCUUCUCAAACCAGACAUCUUCUUUAAGAUUUCUUGGCUACGCAGAAAGUAUGAAAAGUCUGUCAAGGAUUUGAAAGAUGCCAUGGAAAUUCUGAUAGAAGAAAAAAGACAGAGGAUUUCAACAGCAGAGAAACUGGAAGACUGUAUGGAUUUUGCUACUGAGUUGAUUUUUGCCGAGAAACGUGGUGACCUGACAAAAGAGAAUGUGGACCAGUGCAUAUUGGAAAUGCUGAUCGCAGCGCCAGACACCAUGUCCGUCUCUGUGUUCUUCAUGCUGUUUCUCAUUGCAAAGCACCCCCAGGUUGAAGAGGCAAUAAUGAAGGAAAUCCAGACUGUUGUUGGUGAAAGAGACAUAAGGAUUGACGAUAUGCAAAAACUAAAAGUGGUAGAAAACUUUAUUUAUGAGAGCAUGCGGUACCAGCCUGUCGUGGACCUGGUCAUGCGCAAAGCCUUAGAGGAUGAUGUCAUCGAUGGCUACCCAGUGAAAAAGGGGACUAACAUUAUCCUGAAUAUUGGAAGAAUGCAUAGACUUGAGUUUUUCCCCAAGCCCAAUGAAUUUACUCUUGAAAACUUUGCCAGGAAUGUUCCUUACAGGUACUUUCAGCCAUUUGGCUUUGGGCCCCGGGCCUGUGCGGGAAAAUACAUUGCCAUGGUGAUGAUGAAGGUCACCCUGGUCACACUUCUGAGAAGCUUCCAUGUGCAGACAUUGCAAGGUCGAUGUAUUGAAAAGAUGCAGAAGAAAAAUGACUUAUCCUUGCACCCAGAUGAGACCAGCAACCUGCUAGGAAUGAUUUUCAUCCCAAGAAAUUCAGACAAGUGCCUCGACCACUAAAAAAGUUUGGUCAGUCCCUGCCCUGGAGCACUUCUCAACAGUAUUCCACAUGGAAACCACCCACCUUUGCCAGGUAGUCCUCCUCCCAUGAACAACUGUGGCCUCUGGCCUUUUAUACACUUACCUCCUGUGGGGUGUCAGAGGGAGCCGGGAGAUGCCGGUCAUCUGAGCGCAUCCAAACCAGAAACCAGACUGCAGGAGAAAAUACGGAGGCCAAGAUUUGUGCAGGAAACUGCAGCCCUAAAAGCCCAUUCCACAAAACAUGCUUUGGGAAAGACAAGCCAUCAGCAAGACUCACGCCCGACUCCUCACUGUCCUGCACUGAGAUGGGAGCUUUGUAAUGACUGGGGCAGAAGCACUCAAGUCAAUUACAAAGGCCAGGCCAACACUGGGUACCUAGGGCUAAACACACCCACUAGUGUGAAUAAAGGGCUUUUGAUUUUGUUUUCGGUGGGUUGGGGACCGCAAUAUUCACACCUUUGGAGAAAUGCUUACAAAUUCAGCAUGUGACUUUUCCUAUGAAUUAUAUUCAAUUAACUCUUGUUUAUCCACAUGUGAUUUGUCUGUGGCAAAAGUUAAAUUGAAGACUACCCUUUCCCAAUCUCUCAAUUUAUUCCUCAGCCAUUUACCUCUGAUACAAUAGGUGUAGAUUCAGGUAAUACAAGUAACUUAUUAAUAGCCUGAGUAAAAUAUAUAAUUAGUACCAUUUAUCUGCUGUAGGAAAAAAAAUUCACACAGUGCAUUUCAAAUUAAAAUAAAAUUCCUUUUUUCAUGUUUGCAUUGUUGCUUAGCUCCAGGAGUACAGUAACUAAGAAAUAACUUCAGGUAACGGCAUCUAUUAAUUCUUACCACAGCUUCAGUGAUUUGGCGGAGGGAAGUCUCUGAAUCUAUAUCUAAUUCUACAACCCAGUGAGUUCAAACUUCUAAGGAGUGCUCCUCAUAUACCAUAAUCCUUCUCCCUCAACAUUUCUCCCCCUCUCUUUCUUUUCAUAACCCCAAAAGCCAAAAGCAACAGAUCAGUAGAGAACAUGGCUAGGGUAGAACCCCUGCAAUCACAUUUUAUCCUACCUCAGAUUUAACAGUUACCUUAGAGAUCUAACAUUUAUCUAGUUUAUUGGAUCACUAUAUAGCCUUGGAAAAAUGCACACCUUGGAAUUUUCUGUCCAGGGCGAAUCAAGUAGAUGAGUGAAAUUUCCAAAUACUACUUUCCUUGUGUUAUACUGACAUCACUAUAAGAGUGUAUCUGCUGAAUGCCACUUAAAAACGAAAAAAACUAAACUCAUUUACAAACAUGUAAAUGUUUUUCAUUGAGUCAACCUGAAUAUUCUUCUUAUCCUGCUGCUUUGCAAUAGGGCAACAGCUGAGUAUAAAAUGAGAGUGCAAACUCCUGAGAGUGGGAGGUCUUUUCUUUCUUUUGGAAUCCACGCCCGUCCCCCAUUCUUUCUCCCCAUAUUUACUUUCAAGAUCAACACUGAAUUGACACUCUGGCUCAGAGAUACUCUAACUGACCCAGAAACUAAGUAAAGGGGAGGCAGGUGUCCUAAGAAUUCAAGGAUGGGCAUUAGUAAAGAAGCCAAUAUUUGAAAUUGGAAUUAUCUGGAUCAUCUAUAUGAUGUAAACAUAUGUGAAAAUACAUCUGUGUAUCUGGAUAUGUCUGUAGUCAGGUCUAGAUGAGUAUCCAAUCAAUUCAGAUCCCUGAAAGAAAAGCAAGGAUUUUAGACUUAGUGUGUCUUCGUUAAUUCACCUGGUGAUUAUUAACAAACAGUUUACUUUGUCCUUGGCUGGAGCUGCACAGUAGAGAAAAACAGACUUUGGACCAGUG
Globicephala melas (long-finned pilot whale) is the source of this 3334-nucleotide messenger RNA. It is a transcript of the gene CYP19A1, whose product is annotated as cytochrome P450 family 19 subfamily A member 1. The record is from RefSeq and is a predicted model, not a curated record. Lineage: Eukaryota; Metazoa; Chordata; Mammalia; Artiodactyla; Delphinidae. Gene Ontology annotation, biological process: female gonad development; response to estradiol. Gene Ontology annotation, molecular function: aromatase activity; heme binding; iron ion binding. Gene Ontology annotation, cellular component: endoplasmic reticulum.